This is a messenger RNA of Eurytemora carolleeae, 200 nucleotides long. Its product is annotated as alpha-(1,3)-fucosyltransferase C. NCBI's taxonomy places the organism in Eukaryota, Metazoa, Arthropoda, Copepoda, Calanoida, Temoridae. Gene Ontology annotation, molecular function: alpha-(1->3)-fucosyltransferase activity. Gene Ontology annotation, cellular component: membrane. The record is from RefSeq and is a predicted model, not a curated record.
AACAAAUAUUUAGAGUGGAAAAGGACAUACUCUGUUAAAUCUUUUUAUCAUUUAGUGAGCCAGAGAUUAUGUGAUUUAUGCGAGAGAGUUCAUAAUCCGGAAAAAAAAGUCUACACACAAUUUGGUGACUGGUGGUAUAAGGGCAUUUGUGAGAAUCCAAAUUGGGAGCGAUGAUGAAAACUUAAGAUCCUAAUGAUUGA